Messenger RNA from Coccinella septempunctata (seven-spotted ladybird), 847 nucleotides. Its product is annotated as sugar transporter SWEET1-like. The transcript is spliced from 4 exons. Gene Ontology annotation, biological process: carbohydrate transport. Gene Ontology annotation, molecular function: sugar transmembrane transporter activity. Gene Ontology annotation, cellular component: membrane. Bases 91 to 741 code for a protein of 216 amino acids. The record is from RefSeq and is a predicted model, not a curated record. Lineage: Eukaryota; Metazoa; Arthropoda; Insecta; Coleoptera; Coccinellidae.
AUUUCAAACUGACUUUUCGGAAUAUUCUGUUUGAAAUCAGUUGAUAUGUUCAAAAUUCGAGGGUAAAAAUUACAUGUACUUCCUUGUAAAAUGGAAUCAUUACAUAAUCAGUUAUUGCCCUACAAGGAACUGGUCGGUAGUAUUGCAAGUGUUGUAACAAUAGCACAAUUUUUUUCUGGGGCUGUUAUGUGUAGAGAUAUUCAUAAACGACAAACAACUAAAGGGGUAAGUGCAGUUCCAUUUGUGGGUGCAGUAAUUAUAGGUAUUCUUGUGUUCAAAUAUGGAUUAUUGCUAAACGAUGACGCAAUGCUUCGUGUGAACGUAGCCUCCGUAACGUUGAACAUGUGCUACAUAGCGGUUUUUCUAUAUUAUUGUGAGAACUCGUGGGAAGAAGUUUACAAACCCGCUUCCUUCGGAAUUCUUCUUGUGGCUAUAAUUUUGGGAUAUGCCGAAUGGGAAUCAUCUGACAAGAUUGAGUAUAGAUAUGGUCUUUUGGUCACCAUUCUUCAAUUAUUACUUUUGGCUAGCCCUUUGAGAGAUUUGGCCAAUAUCAUAGCCACAAAGGAUGCUUCUUCUAUACCCUUUCCUUUGGCUUUUAUGGCAGCAAUAGUCACAUUUCUUUGGUUUAUUUACGCCAUUAUUUUGAAUAAUAUUUUUAUGCUGGUCCAAAAUUUUAUAGGAUUUGUACUUUGCAUUGUGCAGUUGUCUCUGGUAUUUAUAUAUGGAUCACAUUUAGAGUGAAAAAGAGCUAUUUUGAAUAUAUUAUCAUUUAAGGUGUCUGUAUACAAAAAUUUAUUGUGAAUAUCGUUACAUAAACACAUUAAAGGACCUUUGGUAAAUGAGCCGC